Molecule: messenger RNA, 1562 nt
Organism: Gymnogyps californianus (California condor)
Lineage: Eukaryota; Metazoa; Chordata; Aves; Accipitriformes; Cathartidae
Gene: MRAS
Product: muscle RAS oncogene homolog
Exons: 6
Coding region: 484-1110 (208 amino acids)
Biological process (GO): signal transduction
Cellular component (GO): plasma membrane
Molecular function (GO): GTP binding; GDP binding; GTPase activity
Source: RefSeq, a predicted model, not a curated record
UUCUGGAUAGACUUGGCCCUGUGCUGUAGAUAGCUUGUCUCCAGCCCUGUCUCAUGGAUGGAACUUGGACCCAUGCUGCAGCCUUGUCUGUGUCUCCUUUUGCUCCUGUGUGGGUUCCUUGGAUGGCCCCUGGACCUCAUGUAUCACCUUGCUUUAUCUGGGACUGUUGAUAGACCCUAUUACCACCAAUGCUGUGGUCUUCCUCAGCUCCCAGCUUGCUUUCUGUUGUGGAGCAGCCCUGCUCUUACUACUCCCUGAUAUCAAGACAGAGAGAAGUGGGGAGGAAGGACUGACUACAGCAGCACAGGGGACACUGGAGGACCUGCCACUAAGGAGUGAGGGAGCAGGGAAGAAAGCCUCCUUGUGUGCCUGCAGUGAGGAAGAGACGUAUUCAGCAGUUUUCUUCCCACAGGAUGGACAGGAGGAAAUUAUGGGACUACCUGUGGCUUCUUCAUCCCUCAGCAGGUUUAGCACACUGAAAGCAUGGCUACAAGUGCUGUUCCCAGCGAAAACCUCCCCACGUACAAGCUGGUGGUGGUUGGAGAUGGUGGCGUGGGGAAGAGCGCGCUCACCAUUCAGUUUUUCCAGAAGAUUUUUGUGCCGGACUAUGACCCAACUAUUGAAGACUCCUACCUGAAGCACACGGAAAUAGACGGGCAAUGGGCAAUUCUUGAUGUUCUGGAUACUGCAGGCCAAGAGGAAUUCAGCGCAAUGCGGGAGCAGUACAUGAGGACCGGAGAUGGUUUUCUUAUAGUCUACUCAGUGACGGACAAGGCUAGCUUCGAGCACGUGGACCGGUUCCACCAGCUGAUCCUCAGAGUCAAGGACAGAGAGUCCUUUCCAAUGAUUUUGGUGGCGAACAAAGUUGAUCUAAUGCAUUUACGGAAAAUUACAAGAGAACAGGGAAGAGAAAUGGCAACAAAACAUAAUAUUCCCUAUAUAGAAACUAGCGCCAAGGACCCACCUCUAAACGUUGACAAGGCCUUCCAUGAUCUCGUGAGGGUAAUAAGGCAACAGAUCCCAGAGAAAAGCCAGAAGAAGAAGAAAAAGACCAAAUGGCGAGGGGACAGAGCCACGGGCUCCCACAAACUCCAGUGCGUGAUUUUGUGACGGGACCGCCUGGGAGUGCCUUGGACGCCUCCCUCCUCCCCCCUUGACUCACCGCCAACCCAGGCGAGGAGCAGCAGCACGGCCCCGCCGCCCCCUCGGGCUCCCCAUGGCGGCUUGGGCUCGGAGGAGGCGGCUCGACGGGGUCCGGACCCCCCCGGAGCGGGGCUGCGCGUCGGGGCCGGCGUGGGAGCCGCGCGAAUGGGAGGCGGAAGGGAUCAGCAGGACCUCGACUCUCAAACAUCCCCAGCGCCUUCCAGGGGCCUCCAUGAUGUUUAUUUAAAAAAAAAAAAAAACAAAAAACCAAAAAAAGGGAAGAAGAAAAAAAAAGAAAAAAAAGUGUUGGUUUUAUCUGCGAACAUUUCUCCUUGUGACCCAUUUCUGAACAGCCAUGAAUAGCCCCCCUGUUUGGUACAGUGGUCUGUGUAUGUGUGGGGGAAGGGAAAGGGCUUUGC